AUGCAAUUCGUACUGAUGCUGCUGCUGGCUCUGGCUCUCCUGGCUCGGCCCUUCGCCGAAGCUGCCAGUAGCCUGGCAUACUGCGCAACUGAUAACACUGGAUCUUCAUUUUCGGCCGUUUCCGACACCUAUCAGUCCAAUGGAGCUUGCGAGGAGACUUGCGCCGACUAUGCUCUCGGUAUCCUCCAGGGAAAGAAUUGUUGGUGCUCCAAUGUGGCCCCUUCCUCGUCCUCCCGCAAAAGCACUUCGGAGUGCUCGACUGGCUGCCCCGGUUAUCCAGAUGACAGCUGUGGCAGUGCCUCCAAGGGUGUCUACGCAUAUGUGAAGAUCACUGGUAACUCGGUGACGAGCACGGAGGGGGGCAGUAGCUCGUCCACCACUACUUCUUCGACUUCGGAAAGCACUAGCAGCACUUCAUCAUCGACAGGAACAUCUACAAACUCUACACAAACUUCCACCACAUCUGACUCGACUACCCCGACUGGGAGUGUUGUCAAGGAGACCACCUCGGCCGGCGAGGUGAAGACUAUCACUGUUUCCGCCGCCAGCCAGACAGGUGUCCAGGAUUCUUCCUCGGCCAAUGCCGCGGCAACUGGCAGCAGCAAGCUGAGUGGCGGCUCCAUCGCCGGUAUCGUGAUCGGAGUGAUUGGUGGUCUUGCCCUCGUGGGCGCUCUGAUCUUCCUGGUCUUCUUCUACCGAAAGCGUGCUCGCUCUGCCAGCCCUAUUCCCAGCACAGCCGACAUGACGGAGAACCGAAACAGCCAAGCAUCAAGCUUCGCUCGGGGCAUCUUCCCGCAAGGUCAUUCCCACGACCUGUCGGGAUCGUCGAGUCUGGGACGCAAGCACACCUUCACUGAUAAUCGGCUGAAAACCGAUAUUUACCCCAACGGUCCUCGGGAUAGCAGUGUGUCCCUGCAGGACAACGAGGACUACUCGCGUCCCGUGCUUCGGCUCACCAACCCCGACUAA
Molecule: messenger RNA, 969 nt
Organism: Penicillium subrubescens
Lineage: Eukaryota; Fungi; Ascomycota; Eurotiomycetes; Eurotiales; Aspergillaceae
Exons: 5
Coding region: 1-969 (322 amino acids)
Source: RefSeq, a predicted model, not a curated record